UUGGCAGAUUUUGGACUGGCGCGUGCCUUCAAUAUGCCAAUGCGCGCCUAUACACACGAGGUCGUUACGCUGUGGUACCGCGCACCUGAAAUACUAUUAGGCACCAAAUAUUAUGCGACAGGCAUGGAUAUAUGGAGUUUAGGUUGCAUAUUUGCUGAAAUGAUUAUGAAGCGUUCACUCUUUCCUGGUGAUAGCGAAAUCGACCAGUUAUACCGAAUAUUUCGCACAUUGGGUACACCUGAUGAAAAUACUUGGCCUGGUGUUAGUCAAUUACCAGAUUACAAGGCUAAAUUCCCUAGAUGGGAGAAAACUAAUAUACCAGACGUUAUUGUGAAGCACGAAGGUUAUGAUCUAUUUAAGGUUAUGAUGCUGUACGAACCCAAUGAACGCAUAUCAGCUAAAAAUGCCAUGACGCAUCCCUACUUCGAUGAUGUAGAGCAUGUGGAUUAUGUAGUACUGCCAGUUGACACUCCUUAGGUGCUCUUUGCUUUCAAUUGUUCUUUAUUUUCAAUUCUUAGCUAAUUUACUAUUUAAUGUUUAUAAUUAUGCUGUCUUGUAACUUAAAUUUAACUAUGCAAAAGUAAUAGAACUGCCUUUUUCUAUAGU
Molecule: messenger RNA, 606 nt
Organism: Rhagoletis zephyria (snowberry fruit fly)
Lineage: Eukaryota; Metazoa; Arthropoda; Insecta; Diptera; Tephritidae
Product: cyclin-dependent kinase 2-like
Biological process (GO): protein phosphorylation; regulation of G2/M transition of mitotic cell cycle; G1/S transition of mitotic cell cycle
Cellular component (GO): nucleus; cytoplasm; cyclin-dependent protein kinase holoenzyme complex
Molecular function (GO): ATP binding; cyclin binding; cyclin-dependent protein serine/threonine kinase activity
Source: RefSeq, a predicted model, not a curated record